This is a messenger RNA of Sinocyclocheilus grahami, 1341 nucleotides long. Its product is annotated as succinate dehydrogenase [ubiquinone] flavoprotein subunit, mitochondrial. The transcript is spliced from 9 exons. Gene Ontology annotation, cellular component: respiratory chain complex II (succinate dehydrogenase). Lineage: Eukaryota; Metazoa; Chordata; Actinopteri; Cypriniformes; Cyprinidae. Gene Ontology annotation, molecular function: flavin adenine dinucleotide binding; succinate dehydrogenase (quinone) activity; electron transfer activity. The annotation marks the transcript as partial. The record is from RefSeq and is a predicted model, not a curated record. Gene Ontology annotation, biological process: mitochondrial electron transport, succinate to ubiquinone.
GGUGGAAUUAAUGCUGCAUUAGGCAACAUGGAGGAGGACGACUGGCGUUGGCACUUUUAUGACACAGUGAAGGGAUCUGAUUGGCUGGGAGACCAGGAUGCCAUUCACUACAUGACAGAGCAGGCACCUGCUGCAGUGGUGGAGACAGAGGGCUGCCGUGGAGAGGGAGGAAUCUUGAUCAACAGUGAAGGCGAGAGGUUCAUGGAACGUUAUGCACCCAAUGCCAAAGAUUUGGCCUCUAGGGACGUGGUCUCACGGUCCAUGACCAUUGAGAUCAGGGAAGGAAGGGGUGUUGGGCCAGAUAAAGACCACGUCUACCUGCAGCUCCAUCAUCUUCCGCCCCAGCAGCUUGCUACUCGCCUGCCCGGCAUCUCUGAGACCGCCAUGAUCUUUGCUGGAGUGGACGUCACGAAAGAGCCCAUCCCAGUAUUACCCACCGUCCACUACAACAUGGGCGGCAUCCCCACCAACUACAAGGGACAGGCCAUCACCCAUGAGAAUGGAGAGGAUAUGGUGGUGCCAGGCCUGUAUGCCUGCGGUGAGGCCGGCUGUGCAUCGGUGCAUGGUGCAAAUCGUCUGGGCGCCAACUCACUGCUGGAUCUGGUUGUGUUUGGACGCGCUUGUGCCCUGACCAUUGCUGAGACCAACACUCCAGGAGAGAAGCUUUCCCCUCUGAAACCCAAUGCAGGAGAAGCAUCUGUCACCAAUCUGGACAAGAUCCGCUUUGCUAACGGCAGUACCAGAACCUCAGAGAUCAGACUGAAUAUGCAGAAGACCAUGCAGAAUCACGCUGCUGUGUUCCGCACCGGAGACGUCCUGAAGGAGGGUUGUGAAAAGAUGGACUCCGUCUACAAGUCUAUGGAUGACAUCAAGACAUUUGACAGAGGCAUUGUCUGGAACACUGAUCUGGUGGAAACUCUGGAGCUGCAGAAUCUGAUGCUGAACGCGGUGCAGACAAUCGUCUCCGCUGAGGCGCGUAAAGAGAGCAGAGGAGCUCACGCACGCGAGGACUUCAAGGACCGUGUGGAUGAGUACGAUUACUCCAAGUCUCUGCAGGGACAAGUGAAGAAGCCUUUCGAGCAGCACUGGAGGAAACACACAAUGUCCUACGUGGAUCCCAAGACAGGAAAGGUUACUCUGGAAUACAGACGUGUGAUUGACAGCUCUCUGAAUGCAGAUGACUGUGCUGCUAUUCCCCCUGCAAUCCGUUCCUAUUAAACACGUCCUAAUGUGCCCCAGCUGACUUUGCCCUUUUGCUUAUUUAUAAUCAGCCAAUAAAUAAAUGAAUAUCUUGUUAUUGACAGGCUGCGCUUUAUUUAAAUGUGACCACAGUAAGACUCG